AUGACUGAUACUGUACAAUCUGUAACAAGCAAGUGUGAAACCUGCUGUAAAAACAACCCUGACACAAGCAAGAGAGUUGUGUUAGGAGUGAGAAAGACAGGAGAUCUCCCAGGAGAUUAUUGGCAAAUAGAUUUUGCUGAGAUGCCAUGCAAAGAGGGAUGCAGGUAUAUACUGGUACUGGUUGACACCUUCAGUGGAUGGCCUGAGGCUUUCCCCAGUCGCACCAACACAGCAAAAGAAGUAGUGAAAGCUUUGCUCAAUCAUAUAAUACCAAGAUUUGGGGUUCCUUUGGGAAUGUCAUCAGAUAGGGGACCACAUUUUGUUGCAACAGUGGUUGGGGAAGUUAGCAGGAAUUUGGGACUUACCUGGGACCUGCACACACCAUACAGGCCCCAGGCAAGUGGCAAAGUUGAACGCAUGAAUGGGACCCUCAAAACCCAGAUUUGCAAGAUUUGUCAAGAGACAUCCAUGACAUGGGUUCAAGCCCUGCCUAUAGCCUUGCUGAGAGUCUGCAUACAGCCAAGGCAAAGGGACAUCAGUCUCUGUGAAAUAUUAUAUGGCAGGCCAUACCAGGUUCCACAUAUCCCAGGGGAAAUUCAUAUGAGAGGUAAAAAUAAUUUGCAGAAAUAUUUAAUGGCUCUGAGUUCCACUUUGCAGAAGCUCCAGAGAUUCGUCGUGUUAUCCAAACCAAUAGGAUUGGACACACCUGCUCAUCCAUUCCAGCCUGGAGACUGGGUCUACAUCAAGUGGUGGGACAGUGACCCCUUGCAAGCCAAGUGGAAGGGACCAUUCCAAGUUUUGCUGACCACUUUUACUGCGGUCAAGGUUGCUCGCAAGGGACCGUGGAUUCACUACUCCAGGGUGAAGAAAGCUUCUGCUCCCGAAAUCACCAAGAAGACAGAGACUGAUACGAAUCAGAAGGAUGCAGUCUAAACUGUUUUUUACAUGUUUGCUGUUUGCCCAACUGGUAACCAUGGUUCAGGGUUCACCCCAUGAUUUGCAUAAGACUGUGGUCCAAAAUGUUUCCAAAAUUCUUAAUAAG
Molecule: messenger RNA, 1042 nt
Organism: Corvus hawaiiensis (hawaiian crow)
Lineage: Eukaryota; Metazoa; Chordata; Aves; Passeriformes; Corvidae
Product: protein NYNRIN-like
Exons: 1
Coding region: 1-933 (310 amino acids)
Biological process (GO): DNA integration
Molecular function (GO): nucleic acid binding
Source: RefSeq, a predicted model, not a curated record